Messenger RNA from Branchiostoma belcheri (Belcher's lancelet), 746 nucleotides. RefSeq names its product clumping factor B-like. NCBI's taxonomy places the organism in Eukaryota, Metazoa, Chordata, Leptocardii, Amphioxiformes, Branchiostomatidae. The transcript has a single exon. The coding region runs from base 1 to 732 and encodes 243 amino acids. The record is from RefSeq and is a predicted model, not a curated record.
AUGCCUUUCGUGUGCGAGAUCUGUGAUCAAGAGUUUGCUCGGAAGUUCAACCUCGAUCGUCAUCAAGAAAGAAAACACCGAGACGAGUCAGUCGUUGCUUCGGGGGAAGUUGUCGUAGACCCCGAGACGGGGUGUUGCAGGGUGCGCGAUGUUUUUGACUCCGACUCCGACAUGUCAUAUGAACAUGAUACGGACGAUGAUGACGAAGAUGAGGAGCAUGAUACGGACGAUGAUGACGAAGAUGAGGAGCAUGAUACGGACGAUGAUGACGAAGAUGAGGAGCAUGAUACGGACGAUGAUGACGAAGAUGAGGACUCAAUCAUGUCACAAGAUGAAGUAAGCGUCUCAGACGAAGAUGAGUCUGUGAUGGACUCUGAGGAGGCAGAGUCAACAACAGAAACCGACAGCGAACAAAGUGGUUCUGAGAGCGAUGCAAGCUCAGACGUGUCUUCCGACCCGGCUUCAUCUGAUGACAGUGAAGAGUACGGCUACGACAGCGGUGACGAGGAAGAGUGGACGCUCUAUCGAGACUGGUCCAUUCUACUGCCUAACGAACCGGGCGAUGUCCCUCAACGCGUAAUCAAAGAGACAAAACGCGCUGGCAGAAGAUUUUAUCUAGUAGAGUUUGCUGCGUUGCCUCGAGCUCGUUACAGUUAUAACAUCGAAUACACCAAAAACUGGGUGUCAGAGCAGACAUUGGUGAAAAAAUAUGGUUACGUCGUUCUGAAGUAAUACAGCAGUACAAC